Molecule: messenger RNA, 1241 nt
Organism: Carcharodon carcharias (great white shark)
Lineage: Eukaryota; Metazoa; Chordata; Chondrichthyes; Lamniformes; Lamnidae
Product: dynein light chain roadblock-type 2-like
Exons: 4
Coding region: 76-423 (115 amino acids)
Biological process (GO): microtubule-based movement
Cellular component (GO): cytoplasm; centrosome; cytoplasmic dynein complex
Molecular function (GO): dynein intermediate chain binding
Source: RefSeq, a predicted model, not a curated record
AGGUCCUUUUGAUUUAAAGUUUUCAUCAGAAGUGGAGGGACUGGGUGCAAUUCUGGUCACCUCAUCACAGAAAGGAUGGAAUUGCAUCGGAGAGGGUUCAGAGGAGGUUGGCGAGGAUCUUGCCAGGCUGAAGUUGAAGAAACAUUGAAGAGAAUUCAGAGCCAGAGGGGUGUUGUAGGGAUUAUAGUUGUCAAUGCAGAAGGUAUUCCCAUCCGGACAACCAUGGAUAAUGCGACCACAGUCCAAUAUGCUGGCCUUAUCCACCAACUGUCCAUGAAAGCUAGGAGCACCAUCCGGGAUAUUGAUCCACAGAAUGACCUCACGUUCCUAAGAAUCCGCUGCAAGAAAAAUGAAAUCAUGGUUGCUCCUGAUAAGGAAUAUUUACUGAUUGUCAUACAGAACACAAACGAGUCAUCUUUGUGACGUCACCAUUGACAAACUUUGGAACAGUUUCAAGGCUGUAGAAACACUCAAUUACAUGACAGCGCUUUAUGCUGUUGAAUUCUCAGUGCAAACUGCUUGAGACCACGACUGAACUCGCUGUAUCGUAACUCCUGUGCUUCUGUGAUGCUCUUCUUGAAACAAGUGGCUGCAGCCUGUCUUUUCCACGAGUAGUUUAGUGAGUCCACUGCUCACUGCCCAGUGCUUUGCUGCUAGUAACUUGUCAUGUGCCUGCUCAUUUGCAUUUGAUGCCUUUUAUUAAUCGAGUCUUCAGAAGCUGUCUCUUUUAUUGGCCUGCUGCUCCAGUUAAAUUUUAAACAAUAUUGAACCACUUGCAAAGCUUUUCUUUUGGAAAAUUGGAACUAAUUCCCAAACUAAUUUACAGCAUUUUAAUACCUAAUGGUCCCCUCGUUUAAAAUUAUAGUGCUUUGAGUCUUGAACAGCCGACGCUUUUAUUUUCACAUGAGGCCUGGUUUAUAAUAAUAGCCAAAGUAGAGAUUGGAGAAAUGUCAUUAAACUCAUAAAACAAAGUAAAAUGUCUUUAGAUCGGCAAAACAUGAUAAUUGAAAUGAUCGAUUCCCUGGCACUCUGAGGCUCAAUCUUCCUCUUUCAAAUUUUUAAUUCUUCCCCAAAAAUAAAUAUUUGUUGAAAAGAUGCAUGACACAGGCUGUAAUAUAUAUUGGCUGCUGGAAUGUGAUUGACAGGUUACUAUGUUUUGGGAUGGAGGGUUGGGUGGAAGGGGAAAUGGAGACAGUGUGAAAAAUUGUUUUAUUGAAAGUAAAGUGACUUGCUUCCACAAA